This is a messenger RNA of Peronospora matthiolae, 201 nucleotides long. The record is from the annotation of a GenBank genome assembly. Lineage: Eukaryota; Oomycota; Peronosporomycetes; Peronosporales; Peronosporaceae.
AUGUACGUGACGCUGCGCAUGGUGAUUGCAUUCGCCAAGUAUUUCAGAUGGACCAUCGACCAACUUGACGUGGUAACGGCAUUCCUGUACGGUGUCAUGAAGGAACAAGUGUUCUGUGUCAUUCCUGAAGGCGUGGAAUUGCAAGGCUCCUUUGAUUGUCUGGAAUUGGUGAAGGCAAUCUACGGACUCAAGCAAGCGUAG